Messenger RNA from Chaetomium globosum CBS 148.51, 99 nucleotides. RefSeq lists its product as uncharacterized. The transcript has 3 exons. The coding region runs from base 1 to 99 and encodes 32 amino acids. NCBI's taxonomy places the organism in Eukaryota, Fungi, Ascomycota, Sordariomycetes, Sordariales, Chaetomiaceae. The record is from RefSeq and is a predicted model, not a curated record.
AUGCGAGAAGACUUCCCCGAUGGUGUGGAGGAGGGUGAGGAGAAGGGUGAUGAGGAGGGUGAGGAGGAGGGUGAGGAUAACGAAGAUGACGAGGAUUAA